AUCGUAUUGGCAGUGUAUAAGAUGAUGUCAGAGACUGAAUCUUUAGUUGACGUUACAAUACCGCAAGAUGCCAAGCUAACUGUAUGUGGCGAUAUCCAUGGUCAAUAUUAUGACUUAUUGAACAUAUUUACCAUCAACGGGCUUCCUUCAGAGAAUAAUAUGUAUCUUUUCAAUGGUGACUUUGUUGACCGCGGCUCUUUCAGUGUCGAGUGCAUUCUAACUCUGUUUGCGUACAAAUGGUUGUAUCCGAAGUCUUUCUUCCUGACUCGCGGCAAUCAUGAGACCGAUGAUAUGAAUAAAGUUUAUGGGUUCGAGGGAGAAGUAAAGACCAAGUUCUCCCAGCAGAUGUUUGACUUGUUUUCGGAAACAUUUGCGAAACUGCCUCUGGCUCAUGUGAUCAAUAAGAAGAUUCUCGUAGUGCAUGGAGGUUUGUUUAGUAAAAAUGAUGUGACUUUAGAGGACAUCAGGAAAAUCGAUAGAUUUAAAAAAAGGCAGCCAGAUUCCGAAGGAAUAAUGUGUGAACUGCUGUGGUCUGAUCCUCAAUUGAUGCCUGGUCGUGGUCCUAGUAAAAGAGGAGUUGGCAUACAGUUUGGGCCCGAUGUAACAGAGGAUUUCUUGAGACGCAAUAAUCUAGAUCUUCUUAUUCGUAGUCAUGAGGUGAAGGAUAACGGCUAUGUUGUAGAGCACAAUGGAAAAUGUAUUACAGUGUUCUCUGCCCCUAAUUACUGUGAUACUAUUGGAAACAAAGGCGCCCUUAUAAACAUUACUCCGGACUUGGAACUGGACUACACAACAUUUGAGGCUGUG
Molecule: messenger RNA, 807 nt
Organism: Paraglomus brasilianum
Lineage: Eukaryota; Fungi; Glomeromycota; Glomeromycetes; Paraglomerales; Paraglomeraceae
Source: the annotation of a GenBank genome assembly